GUGAAGGGUUCAACUGGGAGUCCGCAGGCAGCCUCUGCUCUCUGUCCACUGCGUUCGGCGGAAAGCGUCGGACUCCUGCGCCUUUUUCCCGGAGCUCUGUUUGACUUGGUUUUUUUCUUCCUCCGCUCACCUCGGACCGGGGCCGCGGCGGCAUCGCGCGAACCGAACGGACAAACGACAACAACUCCAGACAAAUAGACCCAUCGCCGCCCCGAGCAGCGGGACCUCGCCAUCCCCCUGCGCGCUCCCACCCAGAUAAAAUAACACGAGGAGCAUGUGUGGGUGUUAAGAGUCAUCUGCUUGGUUUGACCACCCCUGAACGCGGAGCCGCCGUCUGCCUUACCCCUGACCGUCCACUUGUCCAGUGAGGCUCUCUCUCCCCGCCAUGUCUGCAGAGGUGGCGAGCAGCGCGCCCGUCCCUGCCGAGCCCGGCGUCUCCUCCCCGUCCACAGGCUCAACCUCCAACACCCCCCCGGCCUCCCCUGCAACAGCCACAUCCAAGGUGCCGUUCAAGAAGGAGAAGAAGAAAGUUCCAGAGAAGACAGAUGAGUACCUGCUGGGCAGGUUUCAAGGGGAUGGAGUGAGGUACAAGGCCAAACUGAUUGGCGUCGAUGAUGUUCAGGAGGCCCGGGGAGACAAGAUGUGCCAGGACUCCAUGAUGAAGCUUAAGGGCAUGGCAGUAGCUGCUCGGUCCCAAGGCAAGCACAAACAGAGGAUCUGGGUCAACAUUUCCAUGUCGGGGAUCAAGAUCAUUGACGAGAAGUCGGGAGUGAUCGAACACGAGCACGUGGUGAAUAAGAUCUCCUUCAUCGCCAGAGAUGUGACGGACAACAGGGCGUUUGGAUAUGUGUGCGGCGCAGAGGGACAGCAUCAGUUCUUUGCCAUCAAGACUGCACAACAGGCAGAGCCCCUGGUCAUUGAUCUGAAAGAUCUCUUCCAGGUGAUCUUCAACACGAGGAAGAAGGAGGCAGAGGCCUUGCAGAAGGGUGAAAAUGGCAGUGUGGUAGUUGAGAAUGGAAAUGAUGCCUUGUUAAAUAUGGACAGUGACGUGAAAACCACCCAACCAGUGGAGCAGCUUGACCUUUUUGGAGCCAUGUCAACCCCCCCAGACAUCCAGGCUCCAAAUGACUCAAAUGAUAUUCUCUUGCUGGACUUUUCCGCCGAAGUUGACAGCAAUCAGAAUUGCAUUAAGGGAAACUCCUUUCUUACUUCCUGUGCCCCUGACCCUAGGGAGUCUCCUCAGACAGAGAAUCCCUUUUCCUCGCCGUUUGGUUACUUUCCAACCCCAGACAAUGACCCUUUCAGAGAUGACCCCCUUUCUAAAUCACCCGACAAUUCACAGAUAUUCCUCACCACCGGUCAACUAAGCACCACUGCUGGCAGCACUAACAAGAUAAUCAUGAACGGUAGUUUCAAUGGAAACUCUGAACACUUUGGUCAGCAGAUGAACGGGUUAACCAGCAAGACCAUGAUCCUUGCUCUCAGUAACGGACAGUGGCCACUAGGUGGCAAAAUAACUCAAGGCAGCACAACUACCAUGAUGGACGGAAAUGAUUCUGGACCUGUUCUCUCAACCAAAAACCCCUUUUUUGACUCGCCUUCGAACACUUCACCCGUCGCUAACGGCAUAGCUCAUCACCCACAACCCCCUGCGACUCAUAGCAGGGAUUCAGUUGUCAUAAACCCCCCUCCGCAGAGCUCUAAGGCUGGACGAGGUCGAAGGAGUGCAAAGUCUGCAUCAAGUGACCUGUUUGGAGGAGAGCUGUUUGCUGCUCCUGGUCCAUCUGAGGGUUCAUCUGCUCCAAGUGACUUUUUCAGCUGCACACCUGCCAACUCGGCUCCCUCCUCUUUAGCAGCUCUGGGGAAUCUUCAGCUCAGUCCUCCACCUACCACAAGUAUCCCUGCUGCAGGCAUGUGGGGAGCCCCCACCGCUGCACCAUCCAUGUUUCCUAUGCCUGGAAUGACAGCUCCAGGCCCUGGGCCCAACUUCCCACAGCCAUCUGCCUUUGGUGGUUUACCCAUACCACCCGCAGCCUGGGGCCAGCAGGUGCCACCACAGUUUGGCGUCCCGCCCCACGCCUGGGGCCAGCCUCCACCAGCUGGGCCACUUGGUGCUCCAGGAUGGGGCCAGCCCGCAAUGACCAAUCCUUUCCACGCAGGCGCAUUCUUGGCAAUGGGUGACCAUCAAGGUCCGUCACGUCCCCCUCCUAGGCCGCCUGCUAAAGAGGCCCCUCCAAAGGUAGAGAACAGUGCCUUCACAGCAUUGGACCCACUUGGAGAAAAAGAGAAGAAGACCGGAAAGGACAUGUUCAAAGACUUCCAGCUUGCCAAGCCUCCGGCCAUCCCAGCCAGGAAAGGAGAGCUCGGGUCCAACUCUGCUCCGACCUCCAGCGGCUGUGAAGCGGUGGCAUUUGAUCAGUACUUUUCCAGUAAAGUGGGCCUGGCUCAGGACACUGCAGAUCAUGAUGACUUUGAUAUCAAUCAAAUGUCUGCACCAAAUGAUGCCCCUAAACUUGCUCCUGUUCCAGCUGCAGCCCCAGCUCUGAGCUUUAACCCUGGUCUCCUUGAUGCCUUCACUCCUGCUCCCAUCUCAAAAAACUCAGCACCAGGCAACAUGUUUGAUGAUGCAUUUGGGGCUCCAAACUCCAGUUCAUUUGGCAUGCCACCUGUAACUAUGCAGACUGCUACUGUUGGUCAGACUUCUGGUUCAACAGCUGCUUUUGGGGAUCCUUUUGGGAACCCCUUUGCUUGAUGACGACUUUGUUCGCAAUGGAAAUAGAGUAAAUGGAGCAAACGGAAGCCUUCACAUCACAUCGUUGGGACAAUCAGCUUCAUGCCCGAGACAAUCCAGAACUAUUCUAACUCUUGUCCCCGAUGCACCCUUAUUUCUACACCUCUGAUGUUUUUGUUGUCUGUCCAAUCAGUAGUUCCCUUAUUUCUGAAGACCACUGAUCUGAGAAGUAAAUGUUAUGUCAUGAUCUGCUGAAGAAAGAAACGGGGUGUGUGUGUCUGUGUGUGAGAGAGAGAGAGAGAGAGAGAGAGAGAGAGAGAAGGCAUGUCCAAAGAGGCUCACUGCUGAUCCUAUGUGUAUUAAAGAAAUAAAAGAAUUCACCCAUAA
Molecule: messenger RNA, 3118 nt
Organism: Scophthalmus maximus (turbot)
Lineage: Eukaryota; Metazoa; Chordata; Actinopteri; Pleuronectiformes; Scophthalmidae
Gene: dab2
Product: DAB adaptor protein 2
Exons: 15
Coding region: 386-2752 (788 amino acids)
Biological process (GO): receptor-mediated endocytosis; negative regulation of canonical Wnt signaling pathway; positive regulation of endocytosis
Cellular component (GO): plasma membrane
Source: RefSeq, a predicted model, not a curated record